Vigna umbellata (rice bean) is the source of this 1166-nucleotide messenger RNA. RefSeq lists its product as uncharacterized. Gene Ontology annotation, molecular function: protein dimerization activity; DNA-binding transcription factor activity, RNA polymerase II-specific; RNA polymerase II cis-regulatory region sequence-specific DNA binding. The record is from RefSeq and is a predicted model, not a curated record. Gene Ontology annotation, biological process: regulation of transcription by RNA polymerase II. Gene Ontology annotation, cellular component: nucleus. NCBI's taxonomy places the organism in Eukaryota, Viridiplantae, Streptophyta, Magnoliopsida, Fabales, Fabaceae.
CAUAAAGGUGAAAGUGGAAAAGUAGAAGGGAAAAAAAAAGAUUGAAAAUUUGAUGGGUUACAUUACUUGAAAUUCUCUCAUCAAACUCAUCCAGAACAGCUAGCAAAUGAUGACAGGGUUUCCUAACUGGUGGAGCAUGCAUCCACCAUCUUUGAUCCCUCCCCAAUAUCUUCUUCCACCUUCCUCAAUUUCUUUUAAUUUUUUCACCGAAAAUCCAGACCCUCCUCAGUCAUGGACCCAACUGCUUUCUACUGGAUUACCCGGAGAAGAAGAGAAACUUGGUUUCAUUGAUUUUCAGCAGAAAAAGUUGGAAAACUGGGAUGUCCAAAUUCUUAAUACUGCUUCCGGAGUUUCCAAUAACUUUGAUGAAAUAAAGCAAGAGACUUCUCAAAGGGGCACUUUGUACGAACAUGAGCAUGAAGAAUUUCAGGCUUCUGGCCCCGCUGACUCAUCUUGGUCACACAUGGUGCCUGUUUCUUCAUCCGGGUCUUGUUGUGUCACUAGCAUCAGUGGCAAUAAUAUAUUUGAUUUCAGUUAUAACAAGUCAGAUCACAGCAAAAAUCUUCUACGAGACCAAAUAUCCGAGUGUAAUAGCACAGCCACAGUUGGUGUUUGUAAGAAAGCUAGGGUUCAGUCAUCUUCAAGUCAAGCACCUAUCAAGGUUCGGAAGGAGAAGCUAAGUGAUAGAAUAACAACACUUCACCAACUAGUUUCCCCGUUUGGAAAGACUGACACAGCUUCUGUCUUGUUAGAAGCCAUUGGAUAUAUAAGGUUCCUGCAGGGUCAAAUCGAGGCACUCAGUUCUCCUUACUUGGAAGAUGUAUCAAAAAACACGAGGAAUCAACAGUCUCUGCUGAAAGAGAAUAAUGGCCUGAAAAGAAAAGGAGCUACAAACCAGGAAGCUGAAGAUAAAGCAAAGGAGUUGAAGAGUAGAGGGUUAUGCUUGAUGCCGGUGUCUUGUACCCAAGAUGUUGUGAGCCAAAAUGACUGGGGCACUCGCAUAUACGGCAGAGGAUUUUAAACAUAAUAAUAUUUGUGGAUGAGAUUAUAUAAUAUAUAUAACAUGGUAAUAUGUACUCUCUCUGAUCUAGGUAGGAGGAUUUGGUAUUCUUCAAACAUUUUGCUUCUUCUAAAUAUGCAUUAUGAUGAUCCACCUGAAAUUCUUU